CGAAAAGAAGAAAGGAAGAAAAAAAAAAAUCCCUAGCUCCUCUCCUCCUACUCGAUUCUUCUUCUGCCUCUCACCCUCUAUUUAUCGUCCAUCUCGUCGCCGGCGAGUAACUCGGAGGAAGGAAGAAACCCCUUCUCUCGUCUCUCUCCAGAGUUACAGAGGAUGGGGGAAGAAAGGGGGCCGCCACCGGCAGCCUUGGGUUCCGCCGGCGGCGAAGACGACGAUGAUAUAAGGGAAACCCUUUUCGGGAAGAAGAAUGUUUGCUGUAGGGUUGCCGCCGCCCUCUGGAUGCUUUCGUCUGUUUUUGCGAGGAAUGGGAAAUGGAAGUGCAGGGAAGAAGAUGAAAAAGAAGAAGAAGAAGAAGUGACAAAGUGGUUCCCUGUUUCUGUCUAUUGCCUCUGGCAAGAACAAGGAAGAAGA
This is a messenger RNA of Linum tenue, 420 nucleotides long. Lineage: Eukaryota; Viridiplantae; Streptophyta; Magnoliopsida; Malpighiales; Linaceae. The record is from the annotation of a GenBank genome assembly.